UAACUGACCGCUGUUGUCACACAAGCCUCUAUUUACCACUUGCCUCAUUUGAGUGGGGGAUUUGAAAUCUAAUGCGCAUGUUCAUAGUGCUCCGCCUUGUUCCACCGGGAUAAUCGUCUUCCUCGCUGAGAAACUUGGCCCGUCCAUGAAUUAUAUCUGAUCUUAUUUGUUUUUUUGUCCUCGGUAUGGACUCUCAAAAAGAGGCCCUACAAAGGAUAAUUACCACGUUAGCGAACAAAAAUGAGGAGCUGCACAAUUUCAUUGAUACGCUUAGUCACUCCUUGGCGGGGGUUCAGGUGAAUUCCUCACAAGUAGUCUCAGACUUGGAAGAGGAGUUUGACACGUUGUUCUCCAUCCUGGAUGAGAUGAAGGAGAGUAUGACCAACACCAUCAAGCAGGAACAGGCCAGGAAGUCACAUGAGCUCCAGAACCAGCUAACGCAAAGCACCAAUGCCUUGGAGAGUGCAGAAGAGCUUCUUGAGUUCGCAAACAACGCUCUGCACAUGAAAGAUGAAGACGAGUUUGCAAAGGCUGCCAAACAGAUCAAAGAUAGGGUCACGAUGGCUCCGGCCUUCCGCCUCACCAUGAAGCCCAAGGCCACGGAUAGCAUGACGCAUCUCAUGGUGGACUUCUCCCAGGAGCGACAGCUGCUCCAGAACCUCAUCUUCCUCCCUGUUCCUCGAGCGCCUGAGAUUGAAGUGCAGGACUGUCUUGUGGUGGACAACACGGUGACCGUAGUCUGGCGGAUGCCGGUGGAGGACAACAAGAUUGACCACUACAUCCUGGAGUACAGGAAGACCAACCACGAGGGCCUCCCGCGUGUCAAGGACGAGCGGUGCUGGGAGGUGGUGGAUAACAUCAAGACCACAGAACACACACUCACAGGCCUGAAGUUUGACUCCAGAUACAUGAACUUCCGGGCCCGAGCGUGCAACAAAGCGGCCGCCGGGGACUACUCGGAUCCGGUCACACUGGAGACCAAGGCGUUCAACUUCAGCUUUGAGUCGGCCUCCUCCCAUCUGAACCUGAAGGUGGAGGAUGGCAGCGUGGAGUGGGACCCUCAGGGGGGCAAGGGCCUGGAGAGCAAAAUCAAGGGCAAGGAGAACAAGGGCAGCGCACACCUUGCCAAUCUGAAGAACAUGUCAAGAAGUGGAACGCCGUCUCCCAAGAGAGCGUCGACUGCGCGGUCGCCGGCAGUAAGAGGAGGCAGGGAUCGCUUUACUGGAGAGUCCUACACAGUGCUGGGUGACACGAGUAUGGACUGUGGUCAGCACUACUGGGAAGUGAAGGCCUUGAAGGACUGCAAGUCCUACAGCAUCGGCGUGGCCUGCAGGAACCUGGGCAAGUUCGACCAGCUGGGCAAAACCAACACGUCCUGGUGCAUCCACAUCAACAACUGGCUGCAGACCUCCUUCGCCGCCAAGCACAACAACAAGGCCAAGAGUCUGGACGUGGCGGUCCCCGAGUGGAUAGGAGUGUACUGUGACCUGGACGGAGGUCAACUCUCCUUCUACAAUGCAGAAAGCAAACAGUUGCUCCACACAUUCAAGACAAAAUUCAGCCAACCUGUAGUACCAGCAUUCAUGGUGUGGUGUGGUGGGCUGUCCCUGUCCACAGGACUUCAGGUCCCUAGUGCAGUGCGAAGUUUCCAGAAGACGGAGAACGGCAUCGGCGGCUCCAACAGUAGUCUCAACAGCAUGGCGCAGUAGCCUACGCUUAUCCAAGAACUCACCUCCUCCCCUUUCCUGCUUCCUGUGCAAGCCACUCCCCAUAUCCUGUGCACCUCCUGAAGAGAGCUGCAUCCAUGGACUUACCCUGAAGAGACCCUGUGAAGCAUUAUGGGAAACGGAGUCAUUUUUGUGGCACUCUAGCAGCUCACCUUGCCUUCACUCUGACUUUACUGGAGAUUCUUCCCUUCUGUUUGAGAGACAUCUCUCUCAUCCUCCAUAUUUUGAGAGACUCUGGCUUUCAUUUGGGGACAUUUGCAUCAGGAAUGCUAGCUGCUUAAUCAGGGAAUAGAUGAGAGUGCACUUUUCUUCCUUUACUUUGUUCUAGGUUGAAUGCUGGGUUUUUUUAGAUUUUAUUUCUGAAGUGAGUGUGUUCAGGCAUGAUAACAGUGUCCUUUACCUGCUGAUUUACCUGUUUUAUUCUACUAAUAUACUUAAAGACACCAGUGUGUGUGUGUGUGUGUGUGUGUGUGUGUUUGUUUGUGUGCGUGUGUGUAUGUGUUUGUGUGUGUGUAUGUGUGAUUAUGAGUGUAUGUAUGAUUAUGAGUGUAUGUAUGUGUAGAGGUAACUGGGAAUAUAGCUGGCUGUAACCAUCUAUGUAAUUCAAGGCAUUUUUCCUUGAAUCUCCAUUGCCAGUUCUCAACUGAGCAGAGUAACCUUGUCUUCAAACAAACAAAUGUUUACGCUAUGUACAGAAUCUGAUGUGGGGAGACUUUUUGCACAGUGUAUAAUAUGUAGUGCUGCUUUUUACAAACCCUCUGUUAUUGCUGAUCCAUUUCUGCCACAGUUCUACCUUCAACCGAGAGAUUGGAAGUUGAACUGGACAUGCACCUGUGAACCUGGACUUCAUCUAGUUUUUGUAUGCACUGUUGUUAGAGAAAUUGUGCUCUUUUGUCAUGGUCGAUCCUGUGUAUACCAUGUAGUCCUGCUCCCUUGAAAAGAGAUAUUAAUGAUUUCUGGAAGUGUUUGUCCUACCAUGAAAUAAAUUAUUUAAUCAAUGUUUUCACA
Messenger RNA from Sardina pilchardus (European sardine), 2735 nucleotides. It is a transcript of the gene fsd1l, whose product is annotated as fibronectin type III and SPRY domain containing 1-like. The record is from RefSeq and is a predicted model, not a curated record. The coding region runs from base 186 to 1709 and encodes 507 amino acids. Lineage: Eukaryota; Metazoa; Chordata; Actinopteri; Clupeiformes; Clupeidae. The transcript has 14 exons. Gene Ontology annotation, molecular function: protein binding.